Molecule: messenger RNA, 1626 nt
Organism: Trypanosoma grayi
Lineage: Eukaryota; Euglenozoa; Kinetoplastea; Trypanosomatida; Trypanosomatidae
Exons: 1
Coding region: 1-1626 (541 amino acids)
Source: RefSeq, a predicted model, not a curated record
AUGACGGAGCCACAAGGAUUAAAAUUUGCGACGUACCAUUUGGACAAAAUCGAAACCUUGAAGGAAUUAGAAAAAACUGGACAGCUGUGGUGGAAAAGUACAUUGUCGAAUCAGCAGACAAUUGAGAAACUGUAUUUAAUUGUCCUCAAAGAAGCUGCAGAUGUUGUGGCAUUGCAAAACGUAUCUCAAAAAUCAACGAUGAAGAAGGUUCUUUCAGAGGUCUACGGGUUUGUUCAUUUUGAUUUACUAACAAUAGCGUACAACCGGAAUCGUGUGCAAUUUAUCGAGAAAAGAGACAUUGAUCUCCUUCCACGUGUGUUGGCUCGCGCAGACACGGAAUACGGUGUUGUGAAUAGCUUGCCAGCAUCUAGUCUUCUCUUGUCAUUGUCAUGCGUUAAUGCCCUAUAUUCCUUGUUUGAGAUGAUUGAUGCUGAUGAUGCGGGCCGUACCAUCCGUUUUAUUGUAGUCAACUGUGAUCUCUCAGGGACCCCAGAAGGAUCAGAUGCCUUUAGGUGUGCUCUGAUCUGUGAGAUGUUUCGGCUUCUUUACGAGGACACCAACUUCAGUGCGCUCUGGGACACACAGCGAGUCGUGAUUCUCGGUAGUUUUAAAUCCGCUCCUGGCACGGCUCCUUACGACUACCUGACCCGCUUCACCAAUGUUAUCGAGGAGAGGUUCGUGGCGCAGGUGAGUCGGGCGGAGGGGGAUGAGGUUGUGCACCACACGGGUUUCGAUGGGUGCGCCGUACGCCGCUUUUGUUUUCUGGUGGUGCGCUUAGCACGUAUUGGUCAGCUCCACCACCUGACUAAAGUGAUUAUUGAGACGACGGACUUCCCCAUUGACAGGGUCGAUGACUGGGAACUCACGACACUUCAGGAUGAGCAGCCGCUUAGGGGCACUGUGGAAAUAUCUGCCAGUCAAAUAAUAUUUUCAUUCAAAACUCCCUGUUCUCUGCACGGUGCUAAGCGACAUUUCCGGUUAAAUUGGGUGGAGAAACGUGAGAGAGAUGCUCCACCUUUACUGGACCUUGUUUCACCCUCUUCGUCGGAACAUGUCGUCCAUGUGCAUGGGAUAUCGUAUGGAUACGACAACUUUGAAACAGGGAGAGCGAGGAGCUUCUUCCGUAGCGCCUAUGCAACUUGUCCCCACAACCAGACCCCUUGUACUACGAAGGAACUGUUAGCGAAAAACCCACAGCUGAAGAUUCUCACAGUUCCGAAGUGCUUCCUGCACCCCGAACCGGGAACUCAAAAGGGUCCUGAUACGUCGAAGAAUGCUAUCGUUGAUUUCACAACAUGGUGUGAUCAUUCCCUCUCGUCGCCGUUUGCAAGGCCAACGUGCGAUGAGCCGCAGUUUACUACAUUCUUUCCAUUAACAGCAUCAUCUUUAGUGAUGGAGUGCAAGUUGCCGAAGGAGGGUAUUCUGACCUGUAAGGAGUUUGCUGUUGGUACACAUGAUUACAUCUUGUAUUGCACGUCCUCCUUUAAGUGCACUGAGGUAGGAAAGCUCCAAUCUCUUCUUGAUGUGUGGAAUGGCGGUAUGCCAUCCGUGCCGGACACCAUGGUAGGGAGUCACUUAUUCCUUUCAUGCACUCUGCAGUUAAUGUUGCACGAAAGAAGCCUAUGA